Messenger RNA from Acipenser ruthenus (sterlet), 2377 nucleotides. RefSeq lists its product as uncharacterized. NCBI's taxonomy places the organism in Eukaryota, Metazoa, Chordata, Actinopteri, Acipenseriformes, Acipenseridae. Gene Ontology annotation, biological process: bile acid and bile salt transport. The transcript is spliced from 6 exons. Gene Ontology annotation, molecular function: transmembrane transporter activity; protein heterodimerization activity. The record is from RefSeq and is a predicted model, not a curated record. Gene Ontology annotation, cellular component: plasma membrane. The coding region runs from base 239 to 1123 and encodes 294 amino acids.
AGCUCCAAGCAGAAGCAAGUGCAUCAAGACUAGGAUCUCCUCCCACAUGAACUUUGGAUGGCUUGAGAACUAUAAAAUGUGCUCCUAGCCCCUUCCAGUGUGGACAGCGUGUUAGACUCACACACAGAGCAGCCUCUUUCCACAGCAGGAAGUUUACUCUUGUAUUUGAUUGUGGGAGCACAAUUCUGACAAAAACAUCAACGGAGCGCAGAAUCCCUUUAAAUUGAAAUUGAUUUUCAUGGGGAGAAUGUACCGAAUCUGGAUCAUCCUUUGCGCACUGCUCCAUGGUGCAGAAGGCUUUGUUAUCGAGAAUGCUCACCAUAGCCUGUGCUUUCAAGCUGUCUUGGAGUCCGACAGCCUGCUAUUAGUGGAAUGCAAUCUGAAAUCCAGCUUUCAGCAAUGGUUCUGGAAAGACGGGCUCCUCUUAGUCAACAUGGCUACGGGGAAGUGUCUCUCAGCCCACAAGGCAGAUUCUGUGCAGACCGCUGCCUGUGAAAAUGCAGCUCACCUCCAGUGGGACUGCCACAACAUGAGACUUAUCUCCAAGGAAAAUUCACACUAUCUGACAGCCAACGAGAGCAAGGUUGCCUUCCUCUCCAGCAAGAGGAGCAGUAAUUCAGAGUGGAGGGGUUCCACUGGGGACGUUGACAUCUGCAAGGAGAGACUGGAACCACACAGACCAACAAUAAACGCAGCUGGUUCUAAAACGGCCCACCCAGACCCAGCUUCACUUGCAGGUGAAAUGCAGGCAGAUGUAAUGACUGACGCGCAAAGGGAAGAGUUACUGUGGUUGUACCGCACCGAGGACCCGUCUCCAUGGAAUUAUGCCAUUCUUGCAUUGUCUUUUGUGGCAUUGCUGUCAGGUUUUCUUAUCUUGGGACUCAGCUCAAUGGCUAAGAAAAGGAAGGUUACAGCACAAUACAAGGCAGCAUUGAAUGCAGAAAAACCCCUGCAGAUGGAACGGAUGCUGGAGCAAGAGAAACAAACACAUGUCCCUUUCAGUCACACACUACCAUCAAAGACUGCUGCGCCGGACUCUCCUAAAUCAGGCAACAUCACGAUCCAGUGGAAGGACGGGAACGUUUCCACCCUCUUCCAAGACGAUCGCGAGGAGAAUGUGUAGAAGCAAGCGCUGCUAUUUCAAUUGACAAAUUAUGUGAAACAGAAACGAGGUUAUGGUCAAACACUGAAAGGUCAAGCAUUAUUAGAUACAAUGCAUGUUUUAUUAUAUUAUAAUGUAGAUAGGAUUUCCAUUGCAUACAUGCUUUAGUAGAUCAUGUGGAGCAAAGUCUGUUUUCUCCAUUUGGGUUUGAUACGCAAACCACAUAUGGUUAAGAAAAUUGUUCCAGGAUAGGUAAUGACCUUAUUAUGAUUUAAAAGUAUAUUUUAAUGUUUUCCCAACAAAAAUAAGGUUGAUUAUCCCACAUUGGUCUACUUGAUCUGGAAUAACCCAUAUGCAAUUUGUUAAAUUUACAAACUUCCUGGCCUCUUCAUAAUCUCAAAUAUAGUCUGAUAUGAAUGUAUGUAGAAUAAGUCAGGCGUGCAGCUCAGCCAAGAUUCCUUUCAGUUCAUCCACGUGCAGGUUUGAAUUUGUCAGAAGAAAAACAACAAAAAAAGUCUUACUUUUUAUAACUAGCUUCUAAGAAUGCCAUCAGCAAGUGAUAGCUAAAAAGCAUUGCAUUUACAUUGGGCAUGCAUGCUAAUGCAGUAUCAUUUAUUUAUGUAAUGGUUAAACCCUAAUUGCCUGUAAAUGUUUGGUUUUUACAGGUGGUUUAAAAAGAAUCCACCAAAAUAUUUGAACUCAUUUUUACAUGUAGAGAUCCCUCCAUAAAGAACUUAAUAAUAUCUACUACAAAGCUGAUGUUUUAUGCAAUUACCUGUAGAACACACUAUCAUCUGUCUUAAGUGAACACAAAGGUUUAGUUCCUUUUGAUAACAGCUGGUUAAUUCAGGUGUCACUGUGCACAUAAAUCACCUGCCAGCUUCUCCAUUCUCUCAACAAAGUCAUUCAUUUGAAAAAUAUAAAUGCAACUGGGGAUAAUGUCUGCAGCAUUUUUAAUACAGUACUGGUACAACAGGGAAGAUAAAAGGCUCUAUUGCAUGCUUAUUUUGCUAAUAAAUACUUUCCAAGAGAUAUACUGUGAUCAUUGUGGAACAGACAUGAAUAGCGAUUGGUGGAGCUGGAAGCAACUGUUGUACCGAGUGCUAUAAAUUGAAUUAAAAUCCAUACAAACUAUUCAAAUACAUGCAAAACCGUUUGUGUUUCUAUGGAGAUACUCUCAGUAAAUUAAACACAGGGUUAUUAUUGUGUACAGUAUUUUACAAUGCUUUGAAACAUUCUGAGAGCUAUUAAUAAUAAAAAAGUCAUUCAAAAGUU